Messenger RNA from Micropterus dolomieu (smallmouth bass), 1350 nucleotides. It is a transcript of the gene bcap31, whose product is annotated as B cell receptor associated protein 31. Gene Ontology annotation, biological process: endoplasmic reticulum to Golgi vesicle-mediated transport; intracellular protein transport. The transcript is spliced from 8 exons. Gene Ontology annotation, cellular component: endoplasmic reticulum; endoplasmic reticulum membrane. Lineage: Eukaryota; Metazoa; Chordata; Actinopteri; Centrarchiformes; Centrarchidae. Bases 490 to 1335 code for a protein of 281 amino acids. The record is from RefSeq and is a predicted model, not a curated record.
AACGUUAACUCAGCGUUUGGCGCGAAGUGAUCCUCGUGCUGUUUAUCGCGAGCGGCGGCAGGUAAACAGUUAAAACGGUGAGAAAGUCCCGAUGCGGAGACUCAGCUGAUGAAAAACAACAACAGAAAACUCGAAGAAACACCAGCAAGUACACGGAGCCCGCGAGCUAAGCUGGCUAACCUGCCUCAGCGAAGACGCGGUUAGCUGUUAGCUGUUAGCUUCCCGUCAGACUCCAGCUAACAGACGGGAUCAGGGUCGAUCUGCUAGAAACUUCAUCGACCGAUUUCAGCAACUAACAACAUUUAAACACGAGGCUGAUCGAUAGUCUUGAUCAGGUCAUAGACUGGCUGGAUGCCUCACGUGCAGCUGCUAGCUGUUAACCUGCCAGAACCAGCUUUGCAGCCGAGUUGAUUUAACGCACGAUCAGCUUUUCCUUGUGACUGAACGCAGAACAAACGACCCGGUUUCUGCUGCCUCUAAGGAGUCAGGAUGAGUCUGCAGUGGACGGCGGUGGCCACCUUCCUGUACGCAGAGGUCUUCUUCGUCCUGCUGCUCUGCAUCCCCUUCAUCUCACCUAAGAGGUGGAACAAGGUCUUCAAGUCUCGGAUCAUCCAGACCAUCGCUCUCUAUGGAAACACCUACUUCAUGGUGGCCCUCGCCAUCCUCGUCUUCCUGCUCAUCGAUGCUUUCCGUGAGGUGAGGAAGUACAGCGUGUCGGAGAAGGUGGAUCUGACCAACAACCCCACGGCCAUCGAACACAUCCACAUGAAGCUGUUCAGAGCUCAGAGGAACGAGUACAUCGCCGGCUUCGCCCUGCUGCUCUGCCUGUUGCUGCGUCGCCUCACCACGCUGCUCUCCCAGCAGGCAUCACUCAUGGCCUCCAACGAAGCCUUCAAGAAGCAGGCGGAGGGCGCCAGCGCCGCCGCCAAGAAAUACAUGGAGGACAACGAGCUGCUGCAAGAGAAACUCCGUGACGCCGGGCUGGAAGUGCCGGAGGGCGAGAAGAAGGGAGCGGGACCCCAGGAGCAGAACAAGAUUCUGAAGGAGGAGGUGAAGACCCUGAAGGAGGAGCUGGAGGCCACCAAGAAAGCUCUGCAGAAGUCGGACAGCGACGUUCGUGCGAUGAAGAAACAGGCUGAGAAUCUGACGGUGGAGUACGACAGGCUGCUGGACGAGCACAGCAAGCUGCUGGUAACACGCACGCGCGCACACACACACACCUGCGUAACGCCAGACGCUGUGUCGUCAUCAGUUUGGGAUUUCAGCGUCGGAGGGUUAGGGGGUCAGAACAUCAUCAAAUUAUCAUUAGGUGCGUUUAACUUCAUGCGGCGCUGACUUAACGUGAUGCAU